Molecule: messenger RNA, 5325 nt
Organism: Doryrhamphus excisus (bluestripe pipefish)
Lineage: Eukaryota; Metazoa; Chordata; Actinopteri; Syngnathiformes; Syngnathidae
Gene: cadm1b
Product: cell adhesion molecule 1b
Biological process (GO): homophilic cell-cell adhesion; susceptibility to natural killer cell mediated cytotoxicity; detection of stimulus
Cellular component (GO): neuron projection; synapse; plasma membrane
Molecular function (GO): signaling receptor binding
Source: RefSeq, a predicted model, not a curated record
GGGUGCACAGUUCCACCCCAUGGCCGUCCGUAGGUGAUCCAGCUCCGCCAGUCUCCAGCAGGUGUCCAACAUGGCGAGCACGGCAAGCGGAUCUCUCGCUCUUCCUUUCGGUCUUGUUUUGAUUUCAGCGGCUUUUCUCCUCCAAGGAGCUGCUGAAACCAUCACAGUGGAAGGUCAGAACCUGGCAACCGACAACGUGUCAGUGGUGGAGGGCGAGAUGGCCACCAUAAGCUGCAGGGUGAAGAAUAACGACGACUCGGUCAUCCAGCUGCUCAACCCCAACAGGCAGACCAUCUACUUCAAGGAUGUCAGACCCCUGAAGGACAGUCGGUUCCAGCUGGUCAAUUUCUCUGACAACGAACUGCGGGUGUCUCUGUCCAAUGUGUCACUCUCCGACGAGGGACGCUACGUGUGCCAGCUCUACACCGACCCCCCUCAGGAGGCCUACGCAGACAUCACCGUCCUGGUGCCGCCAGGAAGCCCAAUCAUCGAGAGCCGCGAGGACGUGGUCAGCGAGGGCAACGAGACGGAGCUCACCUGUACGGCUAUGGGCAGCAAGCCGGCGGCCUCCAUCAGAUGGAUGAAAGGAGAGGUAGAACUGAUAGGAGAAACAACAGUGGAAGAAACGUAUGACAGGAUGUUUACCGUCACCAGCCGGGUACGAUUCCCUGUCAGUAAAGAGGAUGACGGCGUGCCGGUGGACUGCAUCGUUGACCAUCCGGCUGCCAAUGACCUGCUGGCACAACGGAGCUUAGAAGUGCUAUAUAAACCAGAAGUGAAGAUUGUGGUGACGUAUCCUGAAGGAUUAACUCGAGAGGGAGACAAUCUUGACCUGACGUGUAUCGCAGAAGGAAAACCACAUCCUCAUCAGAUCAGUUGGCUGAGGGUGGACGAGGACGUGCCGCCUCAUGCCGUGGUCACGGGCGCGGACCUUUACAUCGAGAACCUCAAUAAGUCCUUCAACGGCACGUAUCGCUGCGUGGCCUCCAAUGCUGUGGGCGAGGCCUACGGUGACUACAUGCUCUAUGUUUAUGAUGCUCCCACUACUAUCCCCACACCCACCACCAAUCCAGGCAACACGCAAGACUCCAGAGCCGGCGAGGGGGCGCCACCCAAGAUUGACCACGCUGUGAUCGGCGGGGUGGUUGCGGUAGUGAUGUUCGCCAUCCUCUGUGCGCUCAUUGUUCUUGGUCGAUACUUUGCCAGACACAAAGGCACAUACUUCACGCACGAAGCCAAAGGGGCGGACGACGCCGCCGAUGCCGACACGGCCAUCAUCAACGCUGAGGGCGGACACAACAACACAGACGAGAAAAAGGAGUAUUACAUCUAAAAGAAAAAGAUGGAGGAGGGUGGUGGUGCUACGGCGGGGGGGGUUAUGGGGGGAGUUGGGAGUAGGACCGGCAUGGCCAUAGUUAAGAAGAGGCCGAGUGUCCAAUGGAAACCCUUUCAGGACUGUUGGGGCCUACAGUAUAUAUUAUGUACAGUUUCUUCUUUUACAGACAAUUUUGUGCCUUGUUCUAUUUCUUUUGCCCCCUCCCCAACCUGACCCCUCCCCACAUGCUUGUUGCUUUUUACCAUGGACUAUUUGGACAAGCUGAAAGAGUGGCUGUGUGUGUGUGUGUGUGUGUGUGUGUGUGUGCCAGCUUUUAGGUUGAGUGUCAUUGUGCACAAAUAGAAAGCUCAUCCAAUUUUUUUUUUUUUUUUGCGAGUAGCAACUUGGACACGGUGUCAACACGUUCAUGUCUAAUGGGAACAAGACCGACUUCAUCACGCAUCCCCCUCACACGUUUACAGCCACUUUAUUAGGAACACCAUAUCCUCGCCGCAUGAAGGUCGUCAGCCUCCAAUGUCUGUGGAGAAGAGAUACACACAUACAAUACAUACUGUCUAUGGCUUUUGUCACCUGAUUAUUAUCAUUUUGGUCAUUUCUAGCAUGGGGGGGAGCAAACGGAUGAGACCCAUGGUAGCGUAUGUGUAUGAAUUCUGGAUGAAAAUAUGAAAUGAAUACUGAAAAUAACAAAUAAUCUAAUACAGAAAUUCCCAGCUGGAACGGGGACGUGCCGACACACAGCUGCAGAUAUCCGCUAGAGAAGAACGCAGCAAUUAAGUUCGGUGUCUUAAAAUAUCAGAUAUUUGAGGAGUCGCCGCUCGUCAUGAACGAGUUUGACGCCCCUGCUUUAGAGGAAUGUUGCAAACAUCUCGGUGAAUCGGUGCCAUGCCGACCCAAGGUGUGCCUAAUAAAGUGGCCGGCGAGUCAGUUGUUUCCUUUCAUUCAGUGGCCUGUACAGAUCCGAAGAACGCGGUUUAAUUUUGGUAGCUAUGAUGUUGUUUUAGUAAACGUGUAAAGUGACGCCUCUGUGAUGCGCCUUGAGUACGAAUGUUACGUAUCGAUAGUCGGUAGCUGGUGGAGUCGGACGUGAUGGAACAAUCAUGUGCGAAUGCUACGCUAGUAACGUGCCCUAAGUUAACACGUGGUCCAAAACGACUCAACAUUCCAGUCUUUUUGCUUUCUCCUUAUUCUCCGUCAGUCUUUCCAGCGGUCCCAAAGUGCCAUCAUUCAUCAUAUGCGCCACCAAUGGGGGGAGGGGGGGGCUCUUUGGGGUAACAUAACUCGUGUGAUUUACAAGUGGUGGUCUUCUUCCUCAUUCUUCGUGGAAUUAUUAUUACCCAAGAGCAAAAAGUCAAAUUUAAAAGUCUAACAGUUGAAAAGUCGUAAUAUUAUUCAAAACAAAAUAACAUCAAAUUAGGUUGGGCAAAAAAGUUAUAACGUUAUGGAUAUAUAGUCUUGGGGGGCGGUGUGGCUCCCAACUUGAAGGUUGUGGGUUCAAUCCUCUGUCCUGCUGUCGAAGUAUCCUUGGGCAAGAUACUGGACCCCUAAUUGCUUGUCGUCAGUCGGUAAAUGUAAACAGUGUCAAAGCGCUUUGAGCACCUUGGAGGUCGAAAAGCGCUAUACAAGUGGAAGACCAUUUACCAUUAGUCAAAAUAUUAUGAGAGUAAAGUCAUAAUAUCAUAAACAGAUCAUUUGUCACUUAGGAAGAAAGUUGAAAUAUUCGGAAAAUGUCAAAAACUUUUGAAAAAAUGCUAAAAGGUGAAACACCGCCCAUUCCACGUCUACCCAAUAUGAUAAUUGGGCUUGUGUCCAACAAAAGGUCCACUUUGGACGCUGGCCUUGAACGUGUAUGCAUGAAUGUAUGAAGCAUUGCUUCAUUUUCCAAAGCUCCAUGUUUGACAUGACAAUGGGACAUUCAAGGAAGGGGAGGCAGUUAUGAAAUAUAAUAUAUCAUAUCGAAUGCAUUUCUUGGCUCAGCUCCACUUUACGAACCGGUCCGCUCGGUGAAAAUGUGAACCUCUUGACACGUUACAUUUAGGUCGGUCUUUGAUUGGGCUUGAAUGGCUGACUGCACCAUCAAGUUGUCAACCCGUUUCAAAAUAAAUGAAAAAAUCACGUUCUUACUGGCAUCCGCAAAGCUUCACCGAAGCGCUGUGGGCUGGAGAGCAUGAGUGCCCUGCUAGUUGUUGGCUAGUUGUGACGUUACUGAAAUCCAUAAGAGAUAACCACUGCCUUAAUGCCACCUCCUGAUACGUAUCACUAGAAGGAAGGACGUCUGUAGUGCCUUCUUUCAUUUCGAGGCAUACGCUUGGUUGUACACUAUUCCUUAUGUACACUUUCAAGUAUAUCUUGUAUAUUUGUGUCCUCUUUCUAAACCCCCCACGGUCGCACCAUGAAACCUUGCAUUCGUGUCGCCGCCUGCGGUGAUGUUGUACAAAAGCUUGGAUGAGCAGAGACGUUGUAUUUAUUAUGUCAUCACUCGGUGAUUUCAAAUGUUCAUUUGAACAGCGUUUGUCAUUCUUUUGGACAUCGGGGAUAACAAGCCUGGGGUGGGGGGGACAGUGGAUACAGGAAGUCACCAUUUGGAUAUUUUUCAGAUUUUGUUAUGAUUGUUUUUCAUAUUUCUUAACUUUUUUCACCAUAAUUAGUUUUUUCCGAAUGAAUCACAAGUGUUAUUUCCGAUGUAUCACCGAUGUCGCAUCAGUUGUUCCAAUCAUUUGGGCUCCAGCUAUCUCGCCACCCGGAACUCGGUAAGCCAGAGGUGUCCAAAGUGCUGCCCGUGCCACAUUCUAAAAAUAUCAUUUAACUAGAAAACAUAAAAACUGGGGUAAAGGCCGUGAUUUUACAAGUAAGAAGUUGUCAUUUUCGCUAAAUCGUCUUCAUGUUUUCAAAAGUCUACCAUGAUGAGGUGCUGCUGUAGUUGCUCUCCACGGAGUCAUAAGAAGACAAAUAACAUAAUUUGAGUGGCAUAGAGUUGAAAUAUUGAAGAUUUUGUUCAUUUAUAAGAUGUUCAUAUAAGAUGCAAACAAAACAAAGAAAAAGGGGUUUGGAAAAUUAGGAUGUUCUAAUAUUAUGACAAUAAAGUCAAAAUAUUACGGGAAUAACGUCCUACUUCCAAAGCCAGAUGAAAUAGUUGGAAGAUUAACAAAACUGAAAACAUAUGGAUACAUUUAGAAGAAUGACUUUGUAAUAUUACAAGGGAAAUAAUGUUAUUUUAGCAGCACAGUUGAAAUAAAUAAUCGUAAUGUGAUGAGAAUCAAAUGAGACAAAACCAAUGGAGGGAAAUUAGGGUGAAGAAAAGAAAAGCCAAAAUAUCAAGAAAAUGUACAAAGAUUAUUUAAGAAGAAAUAUCACCUUUAUCACAGAGCUGAGAGGCAAAGGUUUUGAACUCUUAUGCAUAUUUUAAGAUAUGAAGGUGGUCCUUGCAUCCUUUCAUUUCUUCGCGUGGACCCCCCUACCCCGGGGUGAGAUCUUACCUUCCUGUAUCAAACAAUCCAAUUUGAAUACGAAGGCCUUCUUUCUCUAUCCACUGUCAACGCUACAAUUCCGUUUAAGUCCUUUUUCCUGGUUUUGGGACUUUGGUGUCUUGUUUUGUCCUCCCUUUCUUCUUUUUUUAAAAGAUGACUUUGCCGUUGAAGAAGGGAGCACGGCACCACCGCAUCGCUCCAAUCCAAUGUGUCUUUUUUUUUUUAACUUGAUGUUUAUUAUUAGUACAUUUGUGUUGACUCUCUCAGGUUCAUGAGUGUUAAUAGUUGUGUUUUUUGCAUCUCAGGUAGAAUGCAAAUGUAAACGGCCCUGAGUAUAUACUGUACUUGUAGUACUGCAGCUAUUCAAACCCGAUGUACAUGUAUUUCUCAGCUGUAUGUGUUCUUGAUUAAUAUGGUGCACUGUCACAGUAAGUAUGAUUUACAUAGACCUAGGUCACAAAGAAAGACAAACACCACGUGUACAGUCAGUGUUGAUUAAAGUUCCUCCUUCUGCUCACCCGCUAA